AUGUCAACCACACGCCCACGCUCGCCAGACACGGCAUCUGGCGGCGACCGCAAACGACGACGAAAAGUCUUGUCAUGCUACGACUGCCGGCGACGCAAGCUGCAAUGUGAUCGUGUCAUGCCUGCCUGUGGCAGAUGUACGAAAGCCGGGCAAGCAUCAAACUGUCUUUAUCUUGACGAGCCUGGUGAGGGAUCGAUCGAUGCCGGACCGAACAAUGGCCCCUUCGACUCUCAUCUCAGUAGGCCACCUCAGGCCCCCUCAACAGUAGCCUCUAGCGAUGCUCUGGCACGUCUAGAGUUCCAGGAGAAACGCAUCAAGCAACUUGAAGCUGCUCUUGCCCAGACAGGCUAUACGCAGUCACUAGAUUCCUUGCAGCGGAUGCGAGCUACAAAAUUACCUCUGACGCCGGAGUCAGUCAUGGGCCGUGGCGACCAGGCCGCAGGAAAUGUAGUCGAUCGUGAGACGAUGAUGCUUCGAGGUGGGUCUUUCAAGACACAUUUUCACGGUAUCACGCAUACAGGAUCGCUUAUCGCGCUGAUACCUGAGCUCAAUUUGUUCACGCGAGAAGCAUUUGAGAAGUUUCCAGCUCUUGCUCGUAUACGUCAGGAUAUGCAUGCGCUUGAGGACCGAACGGAAUAUGCGGGCUCGAGUUCUCGUCAGACUAGUGAAGAUGCUUUGAAGGCCUUAGUACCACCUAGAAGUGAUACCGAUCAGCUCUUACGCCUAUACUUCGACAGCUACGGCCACAUCUAUCACAUCCUCCAUCUUCCAUCGUUCUGGAGACAAUAUGAGGAGUUGUGGACAGACCCUACUAACGCCCCAGCACAUUUUGUGGCUAUCGUACUGCUCAUUACAGCAGCAGCGCAAUGUCUAUCACCACAACAACCGUGGCUGUACACCGCCAACAGUUCCACCGCGCGCGAGAAAGCUGUUACAUGCAUACAAGCAUGCGAUGAUUGGCUACAGACACAAAGCCAGAAACAUGUAAAGGCUGCCGAUUUCCAGAUUCGCUUCCUAUUGUUGCUCGCUAAGUCUGUUUCUGCCUGGAAGUUCAAACGUACCUGGACCGAUGCAGGUACACUUCUGCGAUUCUGCAUGGGUGCAGGACUGCACCGGAAUCCAGACCUGAUUCGUAAGCCUACUUCGGCGCUCGACAAAGAGCUGAGGCGACGAAUCUGGGCUGCGCUCAUUGAAUUUGACCUUCAGACUUCCUUUGAUCGCGGCAUGCUUGCUGGACAAUGGCCACUUCAAGCUGACACAACACCACCCAGCAACAUCGACGACGAUGACUUGAGGCCGGAAAGUGAGCACCUGCCUCGCAAACUACCGGCCUCAGACUUCACAUCAGCUUCCUAUCUAUCCCUCGCGAGCGACUCCAUAAUGCUGCGGCACGGACUGAACACGACUUUGAACAAUAUCAGGCAAAGCCUUUCUUUCGAUGACGUGAAGCAUUACACUGAAGAGAUUGAAGCACAGCUAUCAGCCAUACCAGACUGGCUAGGCAAAUCAGCCGAGAUUCCAAAAGCACUCCUGUCUCUUAACCUUCGCCAAUACCUACUAGAAUUACACGGCCGCCAGCUUCGACAGUCAGAGAAUGUGGUCGAACGCAGCUUUUCUCGUAUGAUUCUGGUUGACAAUGCGACCCGCAUCAUCGACACACUACGCAGCGUUAGCGAUGGAGGCUCACAUGCACUCCAGCUAAUGUGCAGUCAUCACCUACGAGCCGCACUCUCAAUCUGCCAUGUAGCCACUUCCACCGAUAUCCAAGCACAUAGUGCAAUCGGCCAAAUCAUCGAGCAUCAUGCGGACAGGGUGAUGCAAGAAGCCAUCCAACUACUGACAGAAAAGGUUAUCCGAUUCGGCCGAGAACAACGCCAACUCUGGGUUGCUCUAGCAGCCCACGGGUUCUGGAAGUCCAAGAAAGAUCCGUCCCAACGAGCAGUAUACAUGCAAGAAGCUGUUGAUAAGAUUACUAGGCCAUACUACAAAAUUAUGGCUAGCCAGGAGGAUGCGCCUACUAAACUUGGUACCGGUGUAACCGGUAAGGAGUCUCAAGGUGUGCUGGAAUAUAUGCCACCUGUUGGUGCUAGUGGCGGUGGGGUAGUAGUCGACGGUUUGGAGGAUGCGCUGCCAAUGUUUGAUCUUGAGGAGAUCGAGGCGUGGACUUUUGAGAACUUUUUCGGACCAGAGGAGCUGCAGCAGGGUUUCUUGGACCCUUCUUAUGCGACCACAGGGACAUGA
Messenger RNA from Recurvomyces mirabilis, 2241 nucleotides. RefSeq lists its product as uncharacterized. Lineage: Eukaryota; Fungi; Ascomycota; Dothideomycetes; Mycosphaerellales; Teratosphaeriaceae. Gene Ontology annotation, cellular component: nucleus. Bases 1 to 2241 code for a protein of 746 amino acids. Gene Ontology annotation, molecular function: DNA-binding transcription activator activity, RNA polymerase II-specific; RNA polymerase II cis-regulatory region sequence-specific DNA binding; zinc ion binding. The record is from RefSeq and is a predicted model, not a curated record. The transcript has a single exon. Gene Ontology annotation, biological process: regulation of transcription by RNA polymerase II; DNA-templated transcription.